AUGGGGGUGUUCUUUAUGCCGAAACAACAAAAACGAAUCAAGGGUGAAUUCGUCCAUAACCAAAUUCCUUGUGGUAAGUUGCAUAACUCCUACUUGUUUCGGAAGAGCAAGGUGGGAUGGUUCCUUCGCAAGCCCAACUGGCAGAAUAUCCAGCUGCAGCCGUUCGAGAAGAAUAUCUACGAGGAACACCCUGCCACGGCGAGCCGGUCUAUGACAGAAGUGGAAGCCUACAGAAACUCCAACGGCGUAAGGGUGAAAGGUGGCGAUGUGCCGAAACCCAUCCUUGCCUUUGAAGAGUCCAGCUUUCCGGACUUCGUCGUCAGGGGAAUCGAUGCCCUACGCAACUGCACGUCUCCGACGUCCAUCGAGGCCAACUGCUGGCCCGUUGCACUCUCGUGCCGGAACUUUCUCGGCAUAGUGGAGGUCGGAUUGCACAAGAAGCUCGCCUACGUCCUUCCGGCCGUCAUUCAGGUCAGGCAGCAGCCGGCCCGACAGAGGCUCGAAGGACUCAUUGCCGUUCUUCUCGCCCCGACGCAUGAGCUGGCCAAGCGGAUUCACGUGGUAGCCUCAGAACUCGGCGAGCAUGCCGCGACGCGCAGUGUAUGCGCAAUGAACGGUGAACGGAAGAAAGUCAAGUACGCUGAGCACCGGGGAGGCUGCGACAUCCUCAUGGCCAUGCCUCGAUGCCUCAUCGAGUUCUUCGAAGAAGGCGUGGUGAACCUCCACCGGUGCACGUACCUUGUUUUCGAUGAAGUAGACCGCAUGCUCUUAUAG
Messenger RNA from Rhipicephalus microplus (southern cattle tick), 774 nucleotides. RefSeq names its product ATP-dependent RNA helicase DBP2-like. The record is from RefSeq and is a predicted model, not a curated record. Lineage: Eukaryota; Metazoa; Arthropoda; Arachnida; Ixodida; Ixodidae.